Messenger RNA from Sorghum bicolor (sorghum), 1940 nucleotides. Its product is annotated as AP2-like ethylene-responsive transcription factor AIL1. Gene Ontology annotation, molecular function: DNA binding; DNA-binding transcription factor activity. Bases 520 to 1617 code for a protein of 365 amino acids. The record is from RefSeq and is a predicted model, not a curated record. Gene Ontology annotation, biological process: regulation of DNA-templated transcription. NCBI's taxonomy places the organism in Eukaryota, Viridiplantae, Streptophyta, Magnoliopsida, Poales, Poaceae. The transcript has 9 exons.
CCUUAAUUACCUAUUGCCUUACGUCCUCUGCAAUAGCCCCAGUGCCGCGGCUGCCCUCAGCAGCUAUCCCAGAUUGUGCUCUGCUGCCGCGGGGCGAUUAGAUAAAUCCGGCGGAGCAAGAGGGGGGGGGAAAUUAUCCUGCGAUUUUUUUCUUCCUUCCUCUCCCUCUCGAUUUGCCCGAGAAAAUUUUUCGUUGUUUCCCGCAUCACUCUCCACUAAGCCGCCGCCUCCCCCGCUGGUGCUGCUCGUCGCUUCCUGCCCAAUUCGGCGCCAUUCGCGUCGCCCGGCCCCCUAUUAAUUCCCUGCCUCGGUAGUCGCUGGCCGAUUGCCUCGUGAAAUUUCCUGUUUCGUUGCCUCUCGGGGUGUUAAAUACCCACGCUGCUAGGGUUCAAUCGUCGUCAGGAGGCUUAUCACUGCGGCCUACGGCGGCGGCGGCGGUUCGAGAGUUUGUGGAUAGUUUGCGAAGAGAUAGUUAGGGUUCUGCGAAUUAUUAUUAUUAUUUUUUGUCUCCCGUGUCCGAUGGAGGAAUCGGACGUAGGAGUUAAUCCUGGGAAGCAAAUGGAAGAGGAUAAGGCUGCGGGAGUAUCGGGAGAUGAGGGUAAGAUUGAGAGGAGUCACUCUAUCAAUCUGAAUAGGGCGCCCACAGUUGCUGUGGAGGCGAGGAGCACUCAGGGGAAUGUUGAGACGCACGGCGCAGUGGUGUCGGGAACUAAGGAUGCAGGCACCGGAAAGGCAGAGCAAUCCAGUGGUGAUGGUCAGGAGAAGUUACCCAAGUGUGAGCAAGUCGACUACGAAAGUGAGAUUGAAGGCUGUGUAGAUGAUGAGAACCCUGUCAAGAAGGCUGCUUUAGUUACUUUGGUUGGAAAUGAAUAUUGUGGUGGUGAUGAUGAUGAGAGAGUUCAAGUGCUCACCAUUGUCAAGAAGGAUGAACCUGCAGAUGACAUUGGCGACUGUAUUAAUCCUGGGACAGUUGCAGGGUACAGUGAAGUGAAGGGUGCUGUAGGUGCUUCUGCCGCCACUUCUGCAGUGCGACCUGCUGGCUCCCGAUCAUCCAGUUUCCACGGUGUGACCAGGCAUAGAUGGAGUGGGAAAUAUGAAGCUCAUUUGUGGGACAGUUCUUGCAGAGUAGAGGGACGUAGAAGGAAAGGGAAACAAGUUUAUCUAGGAAGUUAUGAUACUGAGGAAAAAGCUGCCAGGGCCUAUGAUGUUGCUGCUAUUAAAUACUGGGGCGGAAAUACCAGACUAAACUUUCCGAUUGAACAAUAUGGAAAGGAAUUGGAGGACAUAAGGGAUUUGUCUCGAGAGGAAUGUGUAACAUACUUGAGAAGGAGGAGCAGCUGCUUUUCAAGAGGAGCUUCUAUUUACAGAGGAGUGACAAGAAGGCAGAAAGAUGGGAGAUGGCAAGCACGCAUAGGACUGGUUGCUGGAACUAGAGACAUUUACCUGGGAACAUUCAAAACGGAGGAAGAAGCUGCAGAGGCUUAUGAUAUUGCUGCAAUUGAGAUACGUGGCAAAAAUGCUGUGACUAAUUUUGACCGAAGCAACUAUGUCGACAAGGGUAUGCACUGUAUAGAAGGAGAAGGCUUGAGGCUGCUCGCAUCCAAGCCAGAAGAAUGACUUCAAGUUCAAUGCAGUGAUUGUUGAUGGAGCAGAUUUGGCCAGACAUAUAAUGGAGCUUAGUUGGUACAUACAGAUAGAAGAACUGGUUUCAGUUUGUCAAUAUUCCUGCUUUACAAGGCUUAAGAUUACAGUAAAUCGACCCACUAGCAACAAUUGUGCCAGGAAGAUUUUGAGCUUGUGUAUCAUAAGGCUUUGUAGCAUAGAUCUUUCUGAAAAUGUUAGCAAGUCCAUGUUUACUGUUUGAUAGCAUCGAGUUAUCAAAUUGCACUUUCCAAAUCUUUCUGAAGAAUGGUCCUUGUGUAUGAUCAAGCGUUUUACCU